Labeo rohita (rohu) is the source of this 1196-nucleotide messenger RNA. RefSeq names its product SUB1 regulator of transcription a (gene sub1a). NCBI's taxonomy places the organism in Eukaryota, Metazoa, Chordata, Actinopteri, Cypriniformes, Cyprinidae. The record is from RefSeq and is a predicted model, not a curated record. Gene Ontology annotation, cellular component: nucleus; transcription regulator complex. The transcript has 5 exons. Gene Ontology annotation, molecular function: DNA binding; transcription coactivator activity. Bases 122 to 502 code for a protein of 126 amino acids. Gene Ontology annotation, biological process: positive regulation of transcription initiation by RNA polymerase II.
CUUCCUGGUACAGCCUGCAAGCGCGCGUUCAGCACAGGUUUCACAGAAACGGACGUUCGCGCGCAUCGAAUGAGCUUCUGUUUAAACUCUGUUUACUCAAGAUUUACUUUACUACAUCACAAUGCCAAAGUCAAAGGAAGUGUUGUCUUCUACCUCAGGCAGCGACUCUGACAGUGAAGUUGAUACCAAGGCCAAGCGAAAGAAGCAGGCCACGCCAGAGAAGCCAUCAAAGAAACAAAAAAGUGGAGAAACCUCAAAAGUCUCAUCUGCAUCCAAAAGCAGCAGCAGCAGCAAAAAUGACAAUAUGUUCCAGAUAGGAAAGAUGAGGUAUGUGAGUGUUCGGGAUUUCAAGGGAAAAGUGCUGAUUGAUAUCCGGGAAUACUGGAUGGACCAGGAAGGUGAAAUGAAACCAGGCCGUAAAGGUAUUUCACUGAACCCAGAGCAGUGGAACCAACUAAAAGAGCAGAUAAGUGAGAUUGACGACGCCGUGAGGAGAACAUAAGACCUGCCUGCAGUUCAAUGGCAACCUGGAUGCUUUUUUUUUUAAUUCAACAGCUUCUCGCUCUACAGUUCUGCUUGUGCUGGCCUCCAAAGCCCAAAAACAGUAUCUACGUAGUCUAAUAGACCUGUCAUAAAAUUGACAAAUGUGUAAUUACAAUGUUUUAGCCUUUGUACAGCAACGUGCUUCAUGAAGCAAAUGCGCUGACCAGGACACUUUGUAUGUAUAUUUUAGAUUAGGUUUUAUUGAAGUAGUUGUUCAUUGUAUUUGUCUUUUUAUAUUUGAGAUUUUCAUGGUUGGGGUUUUCAAAGGGUUUGGCUAGAAAUACAGGAUGUGAGUUUUUGUGCACUUAAGUUCUCAAGGACGCAAUAAAUUUUUCAGAAAUGAAGAUAGAAAGAUUUCUUUUUAAAAAAAAACUCUUUUGAACUUUCUCUUCAAGGAAUUCUGAAAUAUGUAUCAGUUUUUUCUUACAAAUGUGAUAAUCAGAAAUUUUCUUAAGCAGCAAAUCAACAUGUUAGAAAGAUUUCUAAAGAAUCAUGUGACAUUGAAGACAGCAGUAAAGAUGCUGAAAAUGUAGCUUUGCUUCACAGAAAUAAAUUGCAUUUUAAAAUAUAUAUACUUGUAGAAAAUAUAGUAAAUUGUAAUAAUGUUUUGCAUUUUUGUCAGUUAUCAAAUAAAUGCACAUUUGGUGAGUGUA